CUCCUCGGGCCUUUGAAAAUUUGUAAAUCCACCGGCUUACCCAGUAUAGAGUAUUUACACUGUUAUCACAAAUACAUGGGAACGAUCCGUGACACGAUCUGGAAUGAUUCUGAUGAUCGGUGUAUACGACGCGGUAUCAAUGAAAAAGUAGCUUUCAUGAAAUAUACUACUGUGAAAUUCAUAUCAUUUAAUCCACACAUAUUAUAAGUAAGGGGUUAUUAUUUCUAUUAAAAAAUGUCUUCUUCGCCCGAAGAAACGGGUCCCGCGAAUGAAAAUGAAGGUAUCCGGACUCCUCCGGAUGAUCCAACCGCUUCUGGCGAUAAUCUCGAUAAUCGUGGAAGUGCUAGCAAAAGAAAAAGCGAGAAACGAAAAUUUGUCGACACAGACUCUGCCAAACAAAGCGGUGAAGGUUAUGAUGAUGCAGCGGACGUUACUAGACAAGAUGCACAGGUAAAGGAAUCCAGUGUGCCAUCAGACCUCUCAACAGGUGACAAGUUAGCUGGAAAUUCAGCUUUGGUAACAAAGCAUUAUAAUACACUCGAAUCGAAAGGCCUGACUCAGAGAUCUCAAAGCCGUAUUGUUCACAUGAGGAAUUUCAACAACUGGAUCAAAAGCAUGCUGAUAAGUGAAUAUCUGGGAAAGGCACGUCAGGGUAAAGGGCAUAGGGCUCCAUUCAAAGUUCUUGACAUGUGCUGUGGCAAAGGAGGAGAUCUUUUGAAAUGGUCAAAAGCAAAUAUUACCCACUUAAUCUGUGCGGACAUAGCUGAGGUGUCCGUGGAGCAGUGCCAGAGUCGCUACAAUGAUCUUUUGAACAGAAGUUCUAACAAUCGAGGAUUUGCACCAGUCUUCACUGCAGAAUUCAUUUCCGCCGACUGCACAAAGGUUAGACUGAGGGAGAAAUACAAGGAUGCCAGCUGCCAGCUCGAUCUAGUGAGCUGUCAGUUUGCAUUCCACUACAGCUUUGAGUCACUGCAACAGGCUGAGUGCAUGCUCAGGAAUGCAGGCGAAAGCUUGAGGCUGGGAGGAUAUUUUAUUGGCACUAUACCGGAUGCCUACGACCUCGUAUCCCGAUGGCAAAACAGCGAUACCAACAAGUUUGGAAAUGACAUAUACAGCGUAGAGUUUUUAUGUGAAGACAAAGUAAAACCUCCACUGUUUGGAGCCAAGUACAACUUUCAUUUGGAAGAGGUUGUCAACUGUCCAGAAUUUCUUGUACAUUUACCAACUCUCACUAAACUGGCUUUGAAGUAUGGUUUGGAGCUGGUUAUGUUUGAAAGAUUUGAGAACUUUUACGAAAGAAUGAAAAGUGAGGGAAGGUCGUUGCUUGGCAAAAUGCGAGCUCUCGAGACCUAUCCUCCUUGUCACGAAGCUCCUCUCCUCGGACAGAAUCCUGAAGACUAUCGGUAUGCAGCACAGUAUAUGCAGAAUUCAACUGGACACAGAAAAAUUGGCACUCUUUCGCUGCCAGAGUGGGAAGCGACGUCGUUGUAUGCCGUGUUUGCUUUUCAAAAGAUGAAAACAACGUGGAAUGCAGAAGGAAAACCUGAGUACUUUAAAGUUUGAAGACAAAUAUGUAGGUAUACCUACAUAUUCCGUGAGAACUACUGUCUACGAGAUACAAUAGGAAUUAUUUUACUAUAUUUAAAUAUCUGUAGACAACGAAAUUUAAUAUUCCAAGGUUCACAAGGUUUUUGUGUAAUUGGCCCUUACUGGGAAGAACCGUAGACGUAUAACUUGGGAAGAAGGCUCGGAACAAGUCUAGCCGAUCAAUUGUUCCAUUAUACUAUUAUAACCAUAUAAUUUAUAAAUUUACUUAUUAUCACCAAAAUUUUCGAGUUUUGUGAUUUUUUUUAACACAUAAGUCACGGAAGGACAAUAUUCUUCGCAAAUACCUGAUCUGAUCGUCUCUAUUCUACAAAUCCUGAAAUUAUACACACAUGAUGAAAUGUCGCGGCUUAAAAAUAAAAAAAUUUUCAUACAAUAAGAAAAA
Molecule: messenger RNA, 1990 nt
Organism: Diprion similis
Lineage: Eukaryota; Metazoa; Arthropoda; Insecta; Hymenoptera; Diprionidae
Gene: Rnmt
Product: mRNA cap guanine-N7 methyltransferase
Exons: 7
Coding region: 235-1563 (442 amino acids)
Biological process (GO): 7-methylguanosine mRNA capping
Cellular component (GO): nucleus
Molecular function (GO): mRNA 5'-cap (guanine-N7-)-methyltransferase activity
Source: RefSeq, a predicted model, not a curated record